Molecule: messenger RNA, 1225 nt
Organism: Puntigrus tetrazona (Sumatra barb)
Lineage: Eukaryota; Metazoa; Chordata; Actinopteri; Cypriniformes; Cyprinidae
Gene: rnf181
Product: ring finger protein 181
Exons: 6
Coding region: 108-578 (156 amino acids)
Biological process (GO): protein ubiquitination
Cellular component (GO): cytoplasm
Molecular function (GO): ubiquitin protein ligase activity
Source: RefSeq, a predicted model, not a curated record
CCGCCAGCUAGCAAAUAUCGCGAUAGAGUUGUUGUGUUCGCGCUGACAGUGCAGUGAAACAAGUUUCCAUCCUGAUGAUUAGCAAUUUCAUAACAGUGAAAUAGAAAAUGGCCUCAUAUUUUGAUGAGCAUGACUGUGAGCCCACGAAUCCCGAAGAACAGUACCGACAGAACGCCCUGCUGGAGCUUGCCAGGUCUCUAAUGCAGGGUCUUGACAUAGACUCGGGUUCAUUUGAUUUGUCGGAUUGGGACCAGCGACUCCCGGCCCCUGCAGCCAAAGCCGUAGUCCAGAGUCUUCCUGUGGUCAUCAUCUCCCCUGAACAAGCAGAUAAAGCACUGAAGUGUCCGGUGUGUUUACUGGAGUUUGAGGAGCAAGAGACCGUGAGAGAGAUGCCCUGUAAACAUCUCUUCCACACAGGAUGCAUUAUGCCAUGGCUCAGUAAGACCAAUUCAUGUCCCUUGUGUCGACUCGAACUGCCCACUGACAAUCCAGACUACGAGGAGUUUAAAAAAGAUAAGGAACGGAGAAGGCAAAGAGAACACAGACUAGAGGAUUUACACGGAGCCAUGUACACAUGACCUCAGCACCUUCAAGACUUGAGUAUGAAUUCAACUUUCAGUUUGUUGGAAGUGAGAGUUUACUGCGCAGGGACCAGGCUUUGAAAUGAAUGCUUCGUGUGCACUUGGAAAAAAAACAAAACAGCACAGCAAAGUUUUUAAUGUCAUCACUUUUAAGACUGCUUUGUAUGGCUAUGCACUGAGAACUGUUUGUAUAGAACUGUAAUGUAGCCUUCCGAUUUCAUUAAAUGUUUUAAAUAAAGCAGUUGCUAUUUUGUUUUAGUGUGAAAUUGUGUUUGAUCCAUGAUUUCAUAUUCAUUCGAUUUUUAUUUUUUUUUCCUAAAGAGAUUUCUCGCCUUUAAGUGCUGAAAAACAGUUUUGUGCUGAUAAGCAAUGCCAUAGUUAAGACAAUAAUUCAUAGCAGGUGCAGUGCUACACUGGUCACUGUAUGCGUGACUUCAUCGGUGGACUCUACAUCGCUCACUUUCCCAGUAAUAUGGUAGACCUCUACCUCAUGAAAAAUGUAUGUGAUUUUUAGGUGUGCAAAUUAUUGUAAUGAUUCAACAUGCUAAGAAAGACUUCUUGUACUGACUAAUGAUGAAGCAAAAACACUCUGAAUUCAUAAAAUGUUAAAACCAUAUUUUUAAAUAAAAAGUGAGCUUCUCUAA